Diabrotica virgifera virgifera (western corn rootworm) is the source of this 1812-nucleotide messenger RNA. RefSeq names its product sporozoite surface protein 2-like. Lineage: Eukaryota; Metazoa; Arthropoda; Insecta; Coleoptera; Chrysomelidae. The record is from RefSeq and is a predicted model, not a curated record. The transcript has 4 exons. Bases 124 to 1704 code for a protein of 526 amino acids.
ACUAUAUGUAAAUCAUUUAAUACAUACAUAAAUAACACUUCUGUGGGAUGACCCCAGUUCUAAUCACCAUCCGUCUGAACUUGUACCUCAAAUACUGCACAAAAAUAAAGAUAUAUUAAAAAAAUGUGGGCGAGAAGUGUAUGUGCUGUACUUUAUCUAUUUUUUGUACUGUACGAAGUAAAUUCCUUAACGCAGCAAGAAGUGGUUCAGCAGAUCAAUAAAUGGAAGAAGGAGGUCGAUGAAUUUAAUUGCAAUAUGUACAAAUGGCAAAAGAAAAUGUUUCCGAAUGGUCAACAUACUGGUCCUGAUCCAUGUUCUUCAUUACAAGGUCAGGUAGGGGAACUCCCAAAAGGAUUUGAUCCUCAUGUUGAAUUGGCUAGUAUCAAACCUCCAGAUAUAUUGACAAAUGGAAAUGUUCCAGUAAAUAAAGUAACACUUAGCCCCAAUAAUUCAGACAAGAACAAGACUGGUCAGCUUUUUCCAAACAAUCCUUUCCUUAAUAAUGGACAAGUACAAAAUACCAACGGCGUAGGAAGUAAUAUCGGAUCUGGUAUCCCAAAUACUCAAAAUCCCAAUGGACAGGUACAACCUUUUAAUCCCUAUAUAAAUGGUUGGAAUUUUCCAAAUAAUGGUUUUAAUCCUAGUGGGCAAUGGAAUCCAAAUACUGGAUAUCCCAAUUAUCAGUUCAAUCCUGCUGGACAAUAUCCUUAUCCAGGUCCAUAUAAUCCAAAUCCAAAUCAAUUUUAUCCUAAUGGUCAACCUGUAUGGGGCAAUAACGGUAAUUUUCCUAAUCAAGGUACAUUUCCCAAUGCGAACCAACCCAAUACUGGACAGAGUUCUAAUUGGCCUUAUAACCCCAAUCCAUAUCCAGGACAAAUAAAUAAUGGCCAAUACCCGAAUGUAAAUGGAGUACCUAAUUGGAUGCCAAAUCAAAAUACAAAUCAAAAUCCAGGACACAACCAAGGCCAAUUUCCUAACCCCUGGGGAUUCAAUCCAAAUCCAAAUCAAGAUCAAAACGGUCAAAAACCCAAUCAAGGUACUAAUAUAAAUUUGAACACUAACCAAGGAUCUGGACAAACUAAUCAGCUGCCUAAUAAUAAUCCAAAACAAGGACAAUAUCCUAAUCAAAAUGGUCAACCAAUUUGGGGUAACCAAAAUCCAAAUCAGGGAACCGGACAAAAUGGUCAAUUUCCAAACAUAAAUAACCAGCCAGUACGUGGAAAUGUCUCUCCAAAUGAAAAUGACUCAAAGAAUACAGGUAUUGUUUUUCCAGGACCUGAUAGUCAAGGUCCAGGAGGUAGAAGUAUUUUAAACAGCAACAAUAGUACACAUGUAACUCCAACUUUGCUUUCUACCACAUCUACCACUACUCCUACUCCUAGCACCACUAUUACUACGCCAACACCGGGAGCUACGUCAUCUACUCCAGAGAUUUUAAUAACUAUUGCUUCAACCACUAGUACUACAAGUAAACCAAACUGUCAUCGUCUCACUCAUUCUGAGAAACGUGAAUUAUUGGACGAUGAUAUUGAUAAAGAGGAAUUCAAGAAGAAAUUCAACUUACCAAUUUGUGACGAGACCACAGAUAGGCCUGAAACAACAGUGACCGUUCAAGAUCCAAAGAGUAUUAUUAAUGGAGUCAGGUCUAACUGCCCGGAGGGAUAUCUAGCUGACAAAAGUGGAGAUUGCAGAGAACAAUAUUAGGUUAUUAAUGUAUAUUUGUGAUAUUUUUUGAUGAAAACUUCGAAUAUAAUUAGUUAUAUUUAAAUUUUUUUGUCAAAUGCUUAACGUUGGAAAUCAAAAGAAAAAUAA